Molecule: messenger RNA, 2404 nt
Organism: Tachyglossus aculeatus (Australian echidna)
Lineage: Eukaryota; Metazoa; Chordata; Mammalia; Monotremata; Tachyglossidae
Gene: CCDC175
Product: coiled-coil domain containing 175
Exons: 21
Coding region: 1-2280 (759 amino acids)
Source: RefSeq, a predicted model, not a curated record
AUGGGAACGGCGGCCCCCUUCGCCUGCCGUCGCCCGGCCGCUAUGGAGCUCAGCUGCAGCGCUCCGGGCCUCGGGGCCUCCGUGGCCGUGGAGGCUCUGAAGCGGCUGCUUGGAGUCGAGAAAACAUUGAAAAAUAAAGAAUUUGUAUUCAAUCACGAAGUGAAGAAAUUCCUGGAGGAAACUGCCAGAGCCGUGAAGGAACUGGAAACCAUGAGAAAAACCACAGUCGACUUACUGGAGAUCGAGACUAUAGAAAUAAGCAAACUGCGUUUUGUACUUCUUAAUCUUCCGGGAAAUAUCGCCAAAGAACUGGAAGAUGCCGUCAAAGCCGCCCAUGUCGACAGGGACGAGCAGACGAGGAAGUUACAGGCCAUGAUGGGAAGCACCACUGGCCAACUGGAGCUGUUGACUUCCAAGCAAACUGACGUGAAGAUACAGAACUGUUCUCUGAACAAAGAGCAGGGGCAGCUCACCAGAGAGCACCAGGACACUAUACAGCGGCUGAACCAGAAGAUGGAAGAGAAAGCCCGAGCCAACAUUUUCAUAAACCAGAUUUACACCCAGAAGAGAGACGAGGAGGAGGAAAUGGCCCUCCAGAAGAUCCUGAUUGCAGACGUGGAGGCUGCUCUGGAGGAAGAAAAGGAGAUAUUUAGAAAAGAGAAAGGAAAACUGGAUAAAGAGGGGUCAGAAAUGAAAAAAUGGUUUGACGAACGGCAGGUGGUCACUCUGAAAACAAAGGAAAAAUUGGACAUCUUGAUGGUCCAGCUAAAAUCCUUAGAAAAAAUUAUUUACGAAAACAAGAAGGCCAUUCACAGUGGCGGUACUAGGAUAUAUGAACUUGAAGGAACAAGGAAGAGGUUUCAAUCCCAGUUGGAAGAAAAAAUGAAGUUAAUCGAGGUGUUUAUGAAGAAAAAGUGUGACUACGAAGCGGCCAUCGCCAAGUUGAGUGAAACCUCCCAGCGUGAGAAAGAAAAGCUUCUAAUGAAGAUCAAAAAGGUUGAAGAAAAACUGAUAAACUCCAAACAAAGUCACAGAAAGCUUGAGGAGAGAAACAGAACGCUCCGGGACCAGUCUGAGGCGAUCCGGAGAGAAGAGGAGGAGUUAAAAGCCAAGAAGCAGGUGGUCUUGGAAAUCUACAAGGAAACAGGAGACGGUCUGAGCAGCAAACAAGAUUUUUUGGCCAAGCGGAGGUUGGACAUCCAAAACUUGGAGAAGGACAUUGAGAAGCUGGAAGGGCUUUACUUAUCCACGGUAGACUCAUACGACAAGCAGCUCGAACUCCUCAGGGAGACGCUGGAGCGGGAGAUUCAGAGAUGGGUGAUCAUUUCCUGGAAGAUAGCCAUCAGGCUCAAACGGCACACUCGCUGGGUGGAAAAGGAAGAGAAGGUUAUCAGGGAUAUGAAAAGGCGGAUUCAGAAGGCCAGAAUCAAGCAAGUCCAGCUGCACCUAAAGAGCGGGGUUCGCCAGAAAGAGAACAAGGAGUUCGUGACCAUGAUCGAGGUGCUCCAGUCCAAGUUGGAGGAGGAGGAGGAGGAAUUUGUAAAGGUGGAGCAGCAAGCUACUGCCGACAUACAAGGCCUUGAGGGCACGCUUAGCCAGCUCAGAUUCGACCUUCAGGGCAUGGAAAGUGACCAGGAAGCGGCUCUUCCUCAGCUGAGCGAGGCCCAGGAACUGUUGGAAGAGCGAGUCAAACAAUUCGAAGACCUGCGGAACUGCAUCAUAGGGCUACAGGGAGAAGAAUCGUCUUUAAACUUUCUUAUUUCGGUGACGCUCAAGGAGAUCGCGACCUUCCUGGAGAAGAAGAACCAAGCGAAGGCCAAGCUGUCCGCUGCCCGGGCCCGGGAGCACGCCCAGCUGCUGGAGCACACGGACGGCCUCAAGGUCCUGGAGAGAGAGAUCUACGAAAUGACCCGGAAGCUGGACCACAUGCUCAUGGAGAACUUCAGGAUUAAGAUACGCAACGAACAGGUGUUGGAAGACCUGGCUUCCGUAAGAGCUGAAGGGGAAAACCACGUCUCCGCAUCGGAGAAGAUCCACCGUGAUCUGCAAGCCCUACACGAACGCUUUUUGGAGAAGUGGGCCGAAAGCAGAGCUACGGAAAAGAUGUUUUCGGAAGCGGACCGGGGCACCUUACGUGAGCUCAGGGAACUGAUCCAACACCUCUGUCAGAGAGCGGUAGCGCUCGAGAGAGCCAACGUGAUCUUGUGGGAGACAGGCGAGCGGCUGGACUGCCUGGUGGACUACGGCUCGGCUACAGAGCAAGUUUCUGCAGCUUCUUGAAGGACGUGCUGUUGGCUAAGAUGGACGAGUAGAGAUGACACAAACAAUCGCAACUACCGUUCUCCACUGGAGCUCAGCAGCAAACCCGUCCCGAGGUUGACGAUGCAGUCCUUGAAAGGUGCCU